Andrographis paniculata is the source of this 1674-nucleotide messenger RNA. RefSeq names its product protection of telomeres protein 1b-like. Lineage: Eukaryota; Viridiplantae; Streptophyta; Magnoliopsida; Lamiales; Acanthaceae. Gene Ontology annotation, biological process: regulation of telomere maintenance via telomerase; telomere capping. The record is from RefSeq and is a predicted model, not a curated record. The coding region runs from base 59 to 1471 and encodes 470 amino acids. Gene Ontology annotation, molecular function: G-rich strand telomeric DNA binding; telomerase inhibitor activity. The transcript has 10 exons. Gene Ontology annotation, cellular component: chromosome, telomeric region; nuclear telomere cap complex.
UCUUCCUCUGUCUCCUUCCUAGCAGACGGUCGAUCGUCUCGUCUCUGCAGUUUGCAAAAUGGAAAGUGAUGACUAUAAGUUUAUGCGAAUAGUCGACGCAAUGGCGUCCCUUAAUCAGCGAAUCAAUCUAGCUGGAGUGGUCGCUGAGAUUGGUAUACCGAAGAACACCAGAGGAUCAGAUGCUUUCCGCUCAGUCAAGAUCGUUGAUGCGUCAGAGCCGAGCAAUGGGUAUUUCUUACACUUUUUUGCUGAAUCUAUGGACAAGCUUCCACAUGUCGAAAAUAUUGGUGAUGUAAUUACGGUUUAUAACGUUUUGAUUAAAACUUGGGAUCAAGGCUCAUAUGCUCAGUACAACAAGAAAUAUUCUUCUUUUGCCAUAUUUGAAGGGAGGGACAAUAGUAAUGUGGAGCCUAGACCUUAUCAAUUUUCUUAUACAUAUAGAGCAACAAAUCAACACAAGAAGAUCAUAAGGGAGUUGAGAAAAUGGUGGGCUCAGCACAAUGUUGAUAUUGCGAAUGGGUGUUUUGCAUUCAAAGAUAUGAAGGAAGGUGAGAGUGUCGACCUGCUUUGCAAGAUUUUGCAUGUCUCCAAAAUUGAGGAUGCGGCGAUGUUCUUUCUUUGGGAUGGAUCCGACACACCACCUGCUUCUGUUGAGUCCAAACUGGAAGACGAGAGAGACAAUCCACUUCCUUUACAGCUGGAGCCCUCUCUGUUACCUAGAGAUAUUCUGUGUACAUUUCCAUGUGUCGGAACUAUCCUGAGAAUGUUUUUGGACGAACGCAGUGAUAAACUUGGGGUCGGGUUCUUAAGCUCAAAUAGAUGGGUGAAAUUGCUCCAUGUAAAAUGUGAAAUCCGUGCUGCAUUGUGGUGUGCUGUGCUAAUGCCCUUUUCGAAGUUUGUCUAUUUACCUGAUGAUACUGAGUGUGUAAUUCAAUGCCAGAGGUCAUACGACAUGCGCCUUAAAUCCAAGUGGGGAAGAAUGCCCAUCUCUAGUGCCACUGGAUUAUCUCGCAUAACAGAGACUGAUCAUCCUAAUGUGCCUUUCGUGACUCUGAUGAAUGUCCUCACUCAUCCUGAGGUAACAUAUAAAUUCAAGUGUGUUGUACGUGUUGUUGCAAUUUUCCCAUGGAGGGCUGAUGAUUUUCGAGCUGCAAAUGGCAUCUACAGAGUCAGGUUGACUCUAGAAGACCCCACUGCAAGAAUCCAUGCUUAUAUUUAUGCAGAGGAUGGGGCAAAACUUUUUGGAAAUUUCACCUCCGUUGAGGCGCUAACCAAGAUGCGGAACAUGCUACUUGGAGUUGCUGAUGACAGUGCAGAUACUGAGACUAAUGGUCCUAGAAAUCCCCCAUGGAUACAAUGUUGCUUGAAAUCUUACUACAUCGACUCUAACAAUGUCUGGGGGAGCAGGAAUUUCCGGAUCUUUGGCACUAAAAUGGUUAGCGGAUUUAGUAUGCCCCAAUUACCCCUCUAAUGGGCUAUGUAACUUUUGUAAAAGGAUGUGCAUAUUUCUCCUACAAAUCGCUGGGGCAUAUUUUGCAGAUCAUGUAAACUAGUUUUGGCAGGUGUAAAUUAUUUUGAACUGAUCAGAUUUGUUAGAUGCAAGUUUAAUCUUUAGUUAGAUACUCUAGUGUGAAACUCUAUUGCCCCUCAUCUUAAAAUGUCAGUAAGGCAACA